Molecule: messenger RNA, 1650 nt
Organism: Cadophora gregata
Lineage: Eukaryota; Fungi; Ascomycota; Leotiomycetes; Helotiales; Ploettnerulaceae
Exons: 3
Coding region: 1-1650 (549 amino acids)
Biological process (GO): response to heat; protein refolding
Cellular component (GO): cytoplasm
Molecular function (GO): heat shock protein binding; ATP binding
Source: RefSeq, a predicted model, not a curated record
AUGAACGCUGGGACAACAACUAUACUCAGCAGGGCCGCCACAACAAGUCGAGUACUGUGCCCUGCCAACGCCUCCAGACAAAAUCGAUUUCAGAACGAGGUCUCGAAGAGACAACCAUCACGGGCACUAUGUUCAACGGUGUCGCAGCAGUCAAGGAGGCCCGGUGCUGCUGCAAGACGGUCGAAAUCUCUAAAUGCGGUCUCGCAGAGAAGAGCUUUCCAUCCAACUUCGAGCCUACACGCCACCAAGAACCCAUAUACUGUCCUAGGCGUCGACAAAAAUGCUUCAGCGGCCGACAUUAAGAAGGCUUACUACGGAUUGGCGAAGAAAUACCAUCCGGAUACAAAUAAGGAUCCGACGGCAAAGGAUAGAUUUGCAGAGGCACAAUCCGCGUAUGAGCUUUUGACGGAUGCUCAGAAGAAAGCUGCAUGGGAUCAAUUUGGAGCGGCAGCUUUUGACCAAGGCGGGAACCCAGCGGGACCUGGAGCUGGUGGUGGAAGUCCGUUUGGAGGUGGUUUUGGCGGUGGAUUUGGUGGGGGUGCAGGGGCUGGUGGAUUUCCUGGUGGGUUUGGAGGAGGAUUUGGAGCCGAUUUCAAUUUCGAGGACCUGUUCAAAGGAUUUACUGGAGGAAGAAGAGGCCGCUCGUCGCCAGGUCGAAAUCCAUUUCAGGAGGAGAUUCUCGUCGGAGAGAACAUCGAAACGCAAGUCAAUAUAUCUUUUAUGGAGGCCGCGAAAGGUACAAGUAAGGCCAUAAACUUGACGCCAUUGUCGACUUGCAAGACAUGCUCUGGAAAUGGACUGAAAGCUGGAGCGAAGCGAUCCGAAUGCAGAUCUUGUGGUGGUACCGGAACUCGGGUUCAUUUUGUACAGGGUGGAUUUCAAAUGGCGUCGACGUGUAGUGCCUGUGGUGGGCAAGGAGUCACAAUCCCCAAGGGAGGAGAGUGUAGGACAUGUUCUGGGAAUGGUGUAGUGAGAGAACGGAAGACUGUCACUAUUGAUAUUCCAGGUGGCAUUGAAGACGGGAUGCGACUUCGACUCGACCGUGAAGGAGAUGCAGCGGCAACUGGAAAUGCUGCCAACCCAGACCAAAGAUCCAUGCGAGGAGAUCUGUACGUACUUGUGAGAGUCGCAACGGAUCCAAAAUAUCGCCGUUCCGGAUCCGAUAUUCUCUACACAGCCACGAUUCCUCUGACUACUGGCUUGCUUGGUGGGGAAGUCAAAAUUCCUACUCUGGAUGGUGAUGUCAACGUCAAAGUAGCUACUGGAACUGGAACUGGAGACAAGAUCACUUUGGGGGGUAAGGGCAUGAAGAGGCUGGACGGGAGAAGAGGUGCUGGCGAUCUAAAGGUUGAGUUUAAAGUGAACGUGCCGAAGUAUCUCAGUGCCAAUCAGCGCACAAUUGUUGAGAUGCUUGCUGACGAGUUGGGCGACAAAACCGCCAAGCGAAUCAUGAACGUCGGUCGAGCCAGCUCUUCCGACUCUGGAUCAUCUCUAAAGCAUGACGGAUUUCUCAAGUCGGUUUGGAACAAGUUGACUGACAAUGUUUCUCAUCCUAAGGAUGGAAACGAAGAAAUGUCAACAGAUGUCUCCAAAAAAGGGACGAUCAAAGAUGAGAAGGACCCCAAGAAAGCAUCCGGCACUGGUGCUUAG